AUGGCCUAUAAAAGGCAAAGGAGUGUUUGGAGGAAGGGGGGACCGGGCCGGACGGACUGGGCUGAGUGGGACAGGAUUCUCGAAAUGGAGGGGAGGCUAAAAAUCCAAACUUUAUUGCACGUUUUCUGUUUAUUGUUACUGGGAUUGAGCUGGAAGAAGGCUGCAUUGGGAGCUUCAAUUGAAGAUGACAAGCAAGCUUUGCUGGAUUUUGUAAGGGAGCUUCCUCAUUUGAGGACAUUGAAGUGGGAUGAAAGCUUGCCAGUUUGCAAGAACUGGACUGGAGUUGGGUGUAAUGAAGAUGGUUCAAGGGUAACAUCACUGAGAUUACCUGGGGUUGGUUUCCAUGGCCCAAUUCCGUUGAAUACCAUCAGCCGUUUGUCAGCAUUGCAGAUCUUGAGCCUCAGAUCCAAUGGCAUUAAUGGGUCAUUUCCUUCGGAUUUUGGUAACUUAAAGAACCUGUCUUUUCUUUAUCUUCAGUAUAAUAGUAUUUCAGGGCCUUUGCCUUUGGAUUUCUCUGUUUGGGAAAACUUGACUAGUAUUAAUUUGUCUAAUAAUUUGUUCAGUGGUCGGAUUCCCUCUUCAGUUUCUAGUUUAAAGCAGCUUAGCUUCCUGAAUCUUGCUAAUAAUUCGCUUUCUGGCGAAAUCCCGGACCUAAAUCUGCCUCAUUUGCAGCUGCUUAACUUGUCCAACAAUAAUUUCACCGGCCCUGUUCCAAAAUCACUGCAAAAAUUUCCAAAAUCUUCUUUUUUGGGGAACAAUGUUACCAUUAUGGAGAACCCUGUUAGUAGUUCUCCUGUUGCUUCGAUUCCUCAAGAACCAAUUUUGAAGUCUAGGAAUAGUGGGAAAUUGAGUGAGAAAGCUUUGCUUGGCAUAAUAAUUGCUGUUAGUGUUCUUGUGCUUCUUGGGUUUGCUUUCUUGUUCCUAGUUUGUUUGUUAAGGAGGAAAAGCACAGAGAAUGUGUUUCCUGGGAGUAAGCUGGAGAAAGGUAACAUGUCGCCGGAGAAGGCGAUUUCAAGGAAACAAGAUGCCAAUAAUAAGUUGGUUUUCUUCGAGGGUUGUAACUAUGCUUUUGAUUUAGAAGACUUAUUGAGGGCUUCUGCUGAGGUAUUGGGUAAGGGCACAUUUGGAACUGCUUAUAAGGCUAUAUUGGAGGAUGCAACCAUGGUGGUUGUAAAGAGAUUAAAGGAGGUUGGAGUCGGGAAACGGGAAUUUGAGCAGCAAUUGGAGUUUGUUGGAAUGGAAAAGUGCAAACCUAAAGAUAAUGAGUACUUGAGUAGCUCGUGCAUGGAUGGUCCAUUUGUGGCUAGAGGCAUUGCUCGAAUCCACAGCGAGAAUGGCGGGAAGCUAGUUCACGGCAAUGUCAAAUCCUCAAACAUCUUUCUGAACUCUAACCAAUACGGUUGUGUAUCAGAUCUCGGGUUGUCAGCAAUAAUGAGCUCAUUGGCUCCGCCAAUAGCCCGUGCAGCUGGCUACCUCGUCAGAGAAGAAUGGACAGCAGAGGUGUUCGACAUGGAGCUGUUAAGGUAUCCAAACAUCGAAGAGGAGCUUGUGGAGAUGUUGCAGAUAGCUAUGGCUUGUGUUGUUAGAGUGCCGGAUCAGAGGCCUAAAAUGAGUGAGGUCGUUAAAAUGAUCGAAAAUGUCAGGCCCGGCUCGGCUCAGUCCCAGAACAGAACAUCUGGUAAUGACUCCAAGUCUGAAAAUGGUGCAGCAGCAACCACUACAACAACCACAACAGCACCAGAACCAGGUUUAUUUUCUGGGAGAGGUAGGGUUUUUGCGAGCCGGAACAGAAGGAAGAAGAUGGCUUCCAAGCGGAUCUUGAAAGAGCUCAAGGAUCUGCAGAAGGAUCCCCCUACCUCUUGCAGCGCCGGUCCGGUUGCUGAAGAUAUGUUUCAUUGGCAAGCUACGAUAAUGGGACCUCCGGAGAGUCCAUAUGCUGGUGGAGUUUUCCUUGUCACCAUCCAUUUCCCACCAGACUAUCCAUUCAAGCCACCUAAGGUAGCUUUCCGGACAAAGGUUUUCCAUCCAAAUAUUAACAGCAACGGAAGCAUUUGCCUUGAUAUUUUGAAGGAACAGUGGAGCCCAGCUCUUACCAUCUCGAAGGUGUUGCUGUCCAUCUGUUCUCUGUUAACCGACCCAAAUCCUGAUGAUCCUCUUGUACCAGAAAUCGCUCACAUGUACAAGACUGAUAGAAACAAGUAUGAGACAACUGCCCGGAGCUGGACCCAGAAGUAUGCCAUGGGUUAA
This is a messenger RNA of Oldenlandia corymbosa var. corymbosa, 2247 nucleotides long. The record is from the annotation of a GenBank genome assembly. NCBI's taxonomy places the organism in Eukaryota, Viridiplantae, Streptophyta, Magnoliopsida, Gentianales, Rubiaceae.